This is a messenger RNA of Plectropomus leopardus (leopard coralgrouper), 2017 nucleotides long. RefSeq names its product F-box and leucine-rich repeat protein 16 (gene fbxl16). Gene Ontology annotation, molecular function: protein binding. Gene Ontology annotation, biological process: SCF-dependent proteasomal ubiquitin-dependent protein catabolic process. Gene Ontology annotation, cellular component: SCF ubiquitin ligase complex. The record is from RefSeq and is a predicted model, not a curated record. NCBI's taxonomy places the organism in Eukaryota, Metazoa, Chordata, Actinopteri, Perciformes, Serranidae.
AGAGAGAGGGCCACUCUGUUGUGGAGGAGGACUAGGCGAUCGAAAACAUAACAUAUUGGAUAUAUUCGCUUUCGAUUCGAGCGCCUUUAGGCAGCGGAGGCUGUGGGUCGCUUCUCCCGGACUCUUGGUGAUUUUGGACCCGGCUGCUCUUCGUGUAUCUAUGGGCUCGGUGGGCGCAUCUCUCGCCUCCCGAUAGGACAUAACGGGCAGGGCUGCCUCUCUAAUAAUUAUUUAUUUCGCUCUCUCUGCGCCGCAACGUUGGGAGAAACGUGAUCGAGAGGCAGAGAACAGCGCGCCGAUCAUGGAUUAAUGCUCCGUGUGAAUUUUCAAUCUGAGAGGUUCCCAAUGUUGAACAUGUCCACCCCCAGCGAGCUGAAGUCUCCCUGCGUGACUCGCAACGGUAUGGUAAAGUUGCCCCCCAGCCAGCCCAACGGUCUGGGCAGUGCAAGUAUCACCAAGGGGACACCUGCUGCCAAGAACCGUCUGUGCCAGUCCUCCUCGGUACCCUCGAUCCUGCCCCCUCCGCCGUCCUCCCUCCCCUACCAUCACCACCACCACCUGGACGGCCCUGGCAUGCCCAACUCAGCAGCCUCUCUCCUGGGCUCUGACAUGGAGCCUGGAAAGCCUCUGAUGGGCUUGAAGCCGUCCCUUCGUCAGCUUCCCCCUCUCACUCUACCCAAACCUAUGCUGCUGGAGCGCCAGCUUGUCCUGGAUGAGAAGCUGCUCAACCGAUUGCUCUGGUACUUCACCACAGCUGAGAAAUGUGUGUUGGCGCAGGUAUGCAAGACAUGGCGUAAAGUGCUGUACCAGCCCAAGUUCUGGGAGGGCGUGACACCCAUCUUGCAUGCCAAGGAGCUAUAUACCCUGCUGCCCAACGGGGAGAAGGAGUUUGUCAGUCUGCAGGCCUUCGCCCUGCGGGGAUUCCAGUCUUUCUGCUUAGUGGGCGUCUCAGACCUGGACAUUUGUGAGUUCAUCGACAACUACCCGCUGUCCAAGAAAGGUGUUCGCUCGGUCAGUCUCAAGAGGUCCACCAUCACAGAUGCUGGUUUGGAGGUCAUGUUGGAGCAAAUGCAGGGCCUGAUGCACCUCGAACUGUCGGGCUGCAACGACUUCACAGAGGCCGGCCUGUGGUCCAGUCUCAACGCCCGGCUAACUUCACUCAGCGUCAGCGACUGCAUCAAUGUGGCGGACGACGCCAUCGCUGCUAUUUCACAGCUCCUGCCCAACCUAUCAGAGUUGAGCCUGCAGGCCUACCACGUCACAGACACAGCCAUGGCCUACUUCACAGCCAAACAGGGCUACACCACCCACACUCUGCGGCUCCACUCCUGCUGGGAGAUCACCAAUCACGGUGUGGUCAACAUGGUGCACAGCCUCCCCAACCUGACUGCCCUCAGCCUCUCCGGCUGCUCCAAGAUCACUGACGACGGUGUGGAACUGGUAGCUGAGAAUCUGCGUAAGCUCCGCAGCCUGGACCUGUCCUGGUGCCCUCGGAUCACUGACAUGGCCCUGGAGUACAUCGCCUGUGACCUGCAUAAACUGGAAGAGCUGGUGCUGGACAGGUGUGUGCGGAUCACAGACACCGGGUUGGGCUACUUGUCCACCAUGUCAUCAUUAAGGAGUCUUUAUCUGCGCUGGUGCUGUCAGGUGCAGGAUUUUGGGCUGCAGCAUUUGUUUGGAAUGAGGAGUCUUCGCCUACUUUCUCUUGCAGGCUGUCCCCUGCUGACCACCACUGGUCUGUCAGGCCUCAUCCAGCUGCAGGAGCUAGAGGAGCUGGAGCUGACCAAUUGCCCUGGAGCCACGGCUGAGCUCUUCAAAUAUUACUCCCAGCACCUGCCCCACUGCAUGGUCAUCGAGUAAGACCACUGACCCACCCCACUGACCAACCGACCGACCGACCGACCGCCAUCCUUCUACCUUCCUCCUCCUUACUCGUCCUCACUCUUUUCUCAAAUGCUAACCGGGAGACUGAACUGCUCCCACCGUACCACACCGUUCCUCAUUACCCCCCCACCCC